AAGAAGGAGAGAAAAAUGAAAACGUGCUUGUUUGUAUACAGGAUAUUCUAGACGAAGGUGAUAGGUUACUACUGACAGGAGAGAAAUAUUAAAUCGGGACGUCCCGACGAAGUUUAAAUGAUUCGGACUAAUAUUUACGUUCUUUUCGGACUGAUAAUUUUCGUGGCUAGAGUUUCAUCUGGAUCUAUUCCAGACGAUGCAAAACAGACAUUGGAACAUAAAAAGCCUUCACUGCAGGAGGAAAUCUCUUGCUUUAGGAAUUAUAUGAUGCGGCAUUACUUGGAUAUUCCCUCAAAGAAUCUAGAAAAGCUGAAAAGUGAUCUGGAUCUAAUAAUGGGCAAAAUGAAGGAGAAACACAUCUCAGUGAUACCAGGAAAAAAAGAGAAAACACACUUUGAGCCUUGCCCAUACAAACAUGAAAAAGAAGAAGCUGCACUGAGAAAUUUUUACAAGCUACACCUCAGACCUGGAGAAAAUUUUGAUGGAACUGAAAAGAAGAAGACUCUACAAUACGUAUAUUCAAAAUUGGAAGAUACAUGGGAUACAAUGCGUCAUAAACAGAAGAGAUACGUCGUGCACCAAUACGCACAUUUGUGGCGUCAGACUAUGGAAUCAUUCAUGGACAGACGUUAUCCGCUAGACGAAGCUCACUCUCACAUCAAACCGCCUUUUGACAUGACCCAACAAAAAAGAGAAAAACCCGUGAUUGGGCUCCGUUGACGUUUAAAACGAGCGAAUAAGAAGUAAUCAACAGUAAAUUAACAAUCAGUGGAAUUACGGUCUGUGACAAAAAUAUAUAAACUAACCAAGGACUAUUUCCAA
Molecule: messenger RNA, 822 nt
Organism: Bemisia tabaci
Lineage: Eukaryota; Metazoa; Arthropoda; Insecta; Hemiptera; Aleyrodidae
Source: RefSeq, a predicted model, not a curated record